This is a messenger RNA of Meleagris gallopavo (turkey), 1045 nucleotides long. The record is from RefSeq and is a predicted model, not a curated record. NCBI's taxonomy places the organism in Eukaryota, Metazoa, Chordata, Aves, Galliformes, Phasianidae.
AUGGAUUGUGAUGGAAAGUGCAACAAGAGAGCAGAGCAACAAAGUCCCUGGCCACAUCAAGAAAAGGCAAAGCUUCUAAGAAAUCAGCCUACCCAAAUUGUGGAACCCAAAGGGCUUCUGUAUGUCCAGCAGAGAGAAUUUGCAGUGACCACUCCUAAUGAUGGUUCUGUGUCUAUUCUUGGGUCAGAUGAUGCAACUACCUGCCACCUAAUUGUGCUCCGACACACAGGCAGCGGAGCCACCUGCUUGACACACUGUGAUGGAUCAGACACAGAAGCAGAGGUGUCGCUCAUCAUGAGUUCAGUAAAAUCUUUCUCUAACACCACAGGUUACGGAAGGCUGGAAGUGCACCUAGUUGGAGGUUUCAAUGAUGAUAGGCAGUUAUCACAAAAACUUACUAAUCAACUUCUUAGAGCAUUUGAUCUCCAACCAGAUGAUGUUCAUUUAGUGACUUUCUGUGUAACAGAACUAAAUGACAGAGAAGAGAAGGAUAUUCAUUUUCCAAUCAUUUAUGGAAUAGCUGUGAAUGUAAAAACAGCAGAGAUAUUCCCUGCAACUUUUCCUGAAAAAGGGCCAGAUGAGGAUUUGCGUUCAGCCCAUGUUUUAACAGGAGCAAGACUGACAAACAUUUAUGAUGCAAAGACUGAACAACUACACAUUGGACCUUAUUUCUGGAGGCCUUUCCCACAUGUGGAUUUCUGGUUAGAACAAGAUGAUCAACAGAUUCUACAGAAUCUUUCCACAUCGCCUUUGGCUGAGCCACCCCACUUUGUUUCCCACAUUCGUUCUACAUUAACGUUUUUAAAAGCACAUCCAUUUCCGUCUCAUUCCCUGUUUCCUGAUAGAAAACCUCGCAUAUACAAAAAAAAUGAAGAAGGGUUGUGGGAACUGGUUUGUUCUGACAAGGACUAACUUGGAACCCAACAUCAGCUGCUUUAGGGAAGCAUAGCAGUGCCAGAAGAACAGCAAGUUGUUGUAAAAAGCAUGCUGCUGGUCAUGGACAGUAGUGUUCCUAUGCUUUUCAAAAUAAAACAUUUCAACAGAA